Messenger RNA from Zerene cesonia (dogface butterfly), 4427 nucleotides. RefSeq names its product chaoptin-like. The coding region runs from base 204 to 3914 and encodes 1236 amino acids. The transcript is spliced from 6 exons. The record is from RefSeq and is a predicted model, not a curated record. Gene Ontology annotation, molecular function: protein binding. Lineage: Eukaryota; Metazoa; Arthropoda; Insecta; Lepidoptera; Pieridae. Gene Ontology annotation, cellular component: extracellular matrix.
GCUGAACGUGUAAGCGGACAUCUGCGCGCUCUCACCACCGACAUACUGCGCCCCGCUAAGUUCAAAAUGUUUCGAUACCUAUUAAUGGCACAGACGUACGCGAGUGACGGAUGAAUUGCGCCAAACAGUUUUCAUGCGACUGUAAUUGUUUGGAUUUAGUUGCAUUUGUGAUUAUGUGACGUGAUUGUAAAUUAACUAUUCUGAUGGUGUUGGGCGAUGGAUGCGGGCGGCGAGCGCUGCAGGUCGCGGCGCUGGCUGCGUGCGUGCUGGUGGGCGCACUUGCCCCAGAACGGCUGGAGCCAUGCGCUGGAAGCCCAUUGUGCUCCUGCCGGUUCGCUCAUAUGUCCUGCACUGCAGUGCCGUUGCAUAGGUUUCCAGACUGGCCACGAAUAGAACUUCAGCAUCUGGAUAUAAGUAUGUCCCAUUUAGAAAUUAUAACUGAGAGUGCUCUGGAUGGGUUACACUUACAAACAUUAGUUUUAGUAGCAAAUAAAUUACAUUACAUCGAAACACACGCCCUUAGUUCCAUGGCAAGUUCCUUGGCCUCUUUAGAUCUGAGUUACAACGAAUUUACAGAAAUACCUGAAGAGGGCCUAAAUGAUUUAAGAGUAUUAAAUUGGUUAAAUUUACAGAAUAAUUACAUCGCGCGCGUCGGGCCAGAAAUAAGGUGGCAUUAUUUGGAAGACACGCUGACUAGUUUAUCACUAAGCAACAAUCAAAUUUCACAACUAAAAUCACAAGCACUUACUGCUUUAAACCACCUUCUUCAGUUAGACUUGGAUGGCAAUUAUCUUCGCAGCAUCAGCUAUGAUUCCUUACCUCCAUCGCUUACGGCCCUAAAGUUAUCAAAUAACUUUCUUCAUGAGCUCUCCUGUGAUUUAAUAUUUAAUCUUCCAAGAUUGCAAGUGCUGCAUGUACGUCAUAAUUUAAUCUCCUUUGAUGUUAAUUUCACAUGUGCACAUAACAAAUCAAAAAAAAUAGAAAAGUUAGAUUUAAGUAACAACAAAUUAAAUGGCUCCAUAGAAAUGCUGUUAUUUCGAGAGGUACAGAUUAGACAGAUAAUAUUAGACCUUAAUGAACUAACAACGUUACCUAAAUCGUUAUUUACAAACAAUCGAAUCGAACGACUAUCAAUAUCUUACAACAAACUGAAUUCAAUUUCACGGGAUAUAUUUAUUGCUUUGAAAAACUCUCUGGAACAUUUAGAAAUAGAACACAACAAAUUGUCGUACUUGCCGGACAGUCUCGUGCAGGUCUUGCGACUGCGACAUUUAUCUUUAGCUUACAAUGAGCUAGAAGAGUCGCCUCCGCUCCCAAGUCGUAUUCAGACGCUCUCGCUCGCUGGAAACUUUUUGACUUCCAUUCCUUCCACGCUCCAAGCACUUGAUCCGGGCUCCAUUCGUUAUCUUGACCUUAGCUACAAUAGAAUAUCUAAUUUGCUACCCCAUGAGUUCCGAGAUUGGUCGACUUCACUUGGGACUAUAAACUUGAAGGGUAACAGAAUUUCCCAAAUUAUUAAUAAUGUGUUUCCUGUAAGCAUGCCCGUCAGAGAAAUCAAUUUAAGUUUUAACGAUCUCUAUUAUGUACAUCCUCAGUCGUUCUCUAAUUUAACGGGCGCUUUGCAUGUCUUGGAAUCAUCUUCGACGCUUUUUAGUGGCUAUUUUCCAAUAGAAAUAGACGAUGGCUUUGAAAAUCUCAGUUGGCUUUCGUUUGACAAUAACGACUUUCAUAUCCUGAAAAUGACCGAGCUUGCCACUUUUCCGUAUCUAAAAUAUUUAAAUUUAGAUUAUAAUAGAAUUGUGGAAAUUGUUGUAGACGAAAAUUAUAGUAAUGUAUCUUUAUCACUAAGUAACUUGAGAUUGUCCUAUAACUUUAUAAGCUGUAUAGAAUCAACUACUUUCAGUCGUAUUCCAGAGUUAACUAACCUUGAUUUAUCAUUCAAUCGAAUAAAUAGCAUUAAGAAGCAUACUUUUAGAAACUUGCAAAAUUUAAGAUAUUUAUCUCUUGCCGGUAAUAUAAUUGAUACCAUGGAAACAAAGGCGUUUACUAAUUUACCGAAAUUGGAGGUUUUGGAACUCCAACGUAACAACUUUAGUUACUUGUAUCUUAACUCGUUACAUAAUGUUUCCAACGAACACGUAACUUUUACCCUAAAUGUAAGUAGAAAUAAUAUAAGAUUUAUAGAAGGAGAUGUUCCAAUUUCUAUUAAUAUUUUUGAUGGCUCUUACAAUGAUUUUUAUGAAGUGCCAACAAAUUUUUUUAUUGCUGUGGAAUUUACUAUUAGGCAUGUUAUACUAUCUCACAAUAAAAUAACUCAUUUAAUAAGCGAAGCGUUCGGUCAGUCCGCCUUCUUAGAAAUAUUAGAUUUACAUAAAAAUAGUAUUAGUAUAAUAAAGAGAAAAACAUUUUCCGACCUUGUCUCAUUACAAAUACUGGAUCUUUCAUUCAAUGCCAUAUCGCAGUUAUCAGUCGAACAAUUUUAUAAUUUAAGAAAAUUACGAUAUUUAAAAAUGGACCAUAAUAAUAUUAGGUUAUUACCUAGAGAUGUUUUUAAAAAUACAAUUAUAGAACAUUUAGAUUUAAGUUUUAAUGAAAUAUCUUUAUUUCCGGUGACGGCGCUCUCUCAAAUUGGGUUUACUCUCCGACACCUUGAUUUUUCUGGUAACCGAAUUGAGUAUUUGGAUGGUAAUAUAUUUCGCAACACGCAAUUCUUAUCAAGUCUUAGUUUAGGAAGCAAUCUGCUCACGGUCCUAUCAGAUAACACGUUUUCGAGUCUCGGUGGCUUACGUCGUUUAGACCUUAGUUUCAACUCUAUAAAGGCAAACUUUAAGGAGCUGUUUCACAACCUCCCAAACUUGAGGCAUUUGAAUCUUGCAAACAUAAGUUUAAAGUCAGUGCCUUAUCUACCUUUAACAAACUUAACGAGUCUCAAUUUGACUUCUAAUUACAUUAAUAGUUUUAAAGAGACUGAUGUUAAACGAUUAGUAAACCUUCGUCACUUAGAUCUUAGCCACAACAGACUUACCUCUAUAGUGCCAAAAAUGUGGAUCCACUUGAAGAAUUUAAAUAUAUUGGAUAUUUCAUAUAAUCCCGUAGUGAGAAUUACGCCAAAUAGUUUCAAAGGAUUAAGUAAUUUGUCACAUUUAAAUCUGAAUGGCUUGAAGUAUUUAGACAUACUUGACCAAGAUUCUUUCCGUCCCUUAACAUCUUUACGUUCGUUACACCUGCAAACUUGGUCUACGAUAAAUCAUUCCACUUUCCGUCUCGCAAACAUUACUUCCUCGCUUCCCUCACUGUAUAAAUUAGUAAUACAUUGGAAAGAUAAGACGAUGAGUAACCAGCUGCAUGGAAUUGACACGAGAAAAAUACGAUACUUAGAAAUAAGAGGUUUGAGCUUGGAGAGAAUAACUGAUGAUGCAUUCGAACCAUUUGCUAACAGCCAAGAGAUAUUUAUUAAAAUAACAGAAACGUCUCUUUCUAAGUUGCCACCAGCAUUUAUGAAGCACCUAAGCCAAAUUCCACAACUAGGCAUCGACAUCAGUUACAAUCAAAUCACGAGACUUAAUCCGGCUAUCUUCUACCCGAAUUUUACGAGCUGGAGUCACGUAGCGACAAAAUUGCUUUCAGGUGGCUUGAUUCUGACUGGAAACCCUCUUCGUUGCGAAUGUGGUCUGGCGUGGCUUGGUGCUUGGCUGAGAAGGUGGCUUCAAGAAAAUGAAGCUGGAGCUGAGCUCCGAAGGGCAGUGAGAAGUGCCACGUGCACAGACCAGGUCGGAAAGCAAGUACUACUCCUCCAACUCAGAGCUGAUGAAGCUGAAUGUCAUGCCAGCGCUCUAUCGAGUGACGCCCAACCCAAUUAUGCUCAUUUUAUUUACAAAAUAACAUUUAGUCUUUGGAUUUUAGUUCUUAGAUGAUAAUGCUCAUGUUGUUAUGAACAGUGUGUACAUAAUUGUAAAUUAUAAUAAACUACGCAAUUAAAGUAAUGGUAGAAGAUCUUAAGUAUAUGUAAUACCUAGUUACUGAAUAAGAUAAAUUUAUAAGCAUUGUAUAAACGUGUAGAUAGUGGAAAAUUUUGUACGUUUUACUUAACACGUAUCUGUCCAACCUUUUUUUGUUAAGGACAUAAUAUGAAUUUAUUUUACGAAGAAAAUGUCAAAGUUUUUUGUUUCGAUUUAAAUUUCAUUAAACAAAGCUUAUAUCGUCUCCAUAUCAUAAUCAUAAAAAUUAAAUGCGGCCUGGAUGUAUCCACAAUAUUAUUUUUCAUUGUUUCCAUUUCUCUCGAAAUAGUUUAUAGAAAAUACAGUGCAGAUAAAUGUAGGUUACUUUACUGUUAUGUUUAAAUAUAUCAUUUUGUAGGCCAUCUAAUUAUGAAAGACCAUUAAAGCAAAAGUAUUGCAUAUAUUACAUACUAUAAAUCUUGUAAAUAU